This is a messenger RNA of Galleria mellonella (greater wax moth), 3680 nucleotides long. RefSeq lists its product as uncharacterized. The record is from RefSeq and is a predicted model, not a curated record. The transcript is spliced from 9 exons. Lineage: Eukaryota; Metazoa; Arthropoda; Insecta; Lepidoptera; Pyralidae. Bases 100 to 1266 code for a protein of 388 amino acids.
GCGGUAUCUAUAUUAGACCCGAGUUAUCAAUUGCUCAGUUUAAACCGCGCGCGCGCACUACAACCAUCUGUUUGAAAUUAAUUAUUACUAAUAGAUAAUAUGAGAGAACUGAACGCUAACGUAACGGGAAAGCUGAACAGGCGCCGUGCGGUGCCUGUCAUCCACCUGCAGGGGUCCCACUACGAUGUGGGAUAUGACUUGGGAAGAAUUUUUGCUUCCAUGAUCAAGAACUUCAUAGCGACGUACGAAAACCUUCGAGAUUUCGAGAAGGAGUAUAAAACUGACGCCGGCAGAGAUGCAUACGACAGAACCCUUGCAAACAUGAAGAACAGAUAUCCCUUUUACCUAAAAGAGAUGCAGGGUGUUGCUGACGGCGCGAAGGUGCCAUUUUAUCAGUUGUUCCUAUUGCAAAUGGACGACAUCAUGGGCACCAUCAACGACAACCACGUGCCGAGGAACGACACGGGCGGCUGCAGCUCCAUCGGCGUCAACAAUCCAGACGCUGGAAUCCUGGGUCAUACCGAAGACGCAUUCAGCGAAACCCUGAACCACUUCUACAUCAUGUCUGCACACAUUACACCCACACCGGAUGACAGGGCGGAGGGGGCUGUCGAGGAGCAGUUCAUGUCGCUGUGCUACGCCGGUCACAUGCCUGGGUACACGAUGGGCUACAACCAGCACGGACUCGUGUUCUCCAUCAACACUCUCAGCCCCCUGGUGCUCAAACCUGGAAAUACACCGAGGACAUUCAUCACUCGCGCUCUGCUAGCUGCCAAGUCGUUCAGUGAAGCUGAAGAUAUUCUCCGUGACGAGGGCCUGGGCAUCGGCAACGGAUUCUCGGUCAAUAUGCUGUGGACAGACCCUCAGGGUGGCCGCCAGUUGUACAACAUUGAAGUGGCACCCGACCUCAAGGGCGACAGGUCCUUAUUGAACAUACACAAGUACGAUAAAGAAACACUGGUGCACUGUAAUAUUUAUCAACGUCUAAAUGUAACAGAGGUAAUUGGACCCAUCAUAGAUAGCAGCGAGUCCCGCCUAGAGGCAAUCCACAAACACCAACCUCCGCAAAGCCGACGCGAUGUAACCGAUAUACUCUCUGACACGACCGGCAAAAGUUUCCAAGUGUUUCAGGAAAAACCUGAGUCUAUAAUCCAAACUAUAGCAGCUGGUAUAUUCGACCUAGAGCAAAAAACUUGGAGUAUAUACAUAGACAAACCAAACAAAUCGCAACCGGUGGCUAUUCUACCAAUUAGAUUUAAUAUUUAAUUAAGGCAUUUAUUUCUAAGGCGCAAGUCAUACGUAGAGACUUUUUAAACCCACACAUAAAUGACGCGACACGCAGUUAAGGCCAGGGUUGCCAGUUGCCUCUUAUCGACUUAAAAUGCGGUAUUAAAAAUGAGCUAAUAAACACACUAAUGACCUAGUCCUCAAGCUAGGAUACUCUAGGUUAUGAGUAGCCCAUCCAGGCUCGAGCCAAGUCGGUGAAGUUCUUUUCCUACAUUGGCUCGACUGGACCAAUAGUAGUACUAGUUACGAUUGGUUACACAAUCUCAUAUAUCACAAUAAAUAAAAAAACUUUGCAAACAGGGGCGAAAUGAGGGAUGAAAACCGUAUUUUCGAAUUACUAGUUACAAUAAGGUGCCAUAUGAAAGGUCUUUAGUUGUACAAUCCCUUACAGAUUUUAAUUAAUUUAUAUGCGUAUAUUUACUUUUCGACGUGAUGAAAUAUGUCGAAAAAAUACCAUCCAAUGUUAGAAGUAUGUUAAGGAUAGUUGUGAGAUAUGCUUUACUGGUGUAACGGAACAUCCAGUGAUAGUAUUCAUGAAACUGAUCAACUUUCCCAAAGAGCAUAGUCGAAGUAUGGAAAUAAUUUUGAAUUUUUUAUACUAAAUCUAUUAUAUAAUUAUAACACCAACUAGCUUCAAAACCUCUUUUAAAUCCUAUUACCUCUUCUUUUAGUAUUAUUUUCCUUCAUUUUCCCUCGUCAUUCUCUCCUGUUGUGUGUGUGCUCUUAAAUAUGAGUUUGUUUAUGUAUAUUCUUGUUUAUACAUAUGUUUGUAUACAUUAGUAUCUAUAUAACAGUGCGCCGCCUGCCCUUUGUCUUUUUUUCAAUGUCCUCUACCCAAAGGUUGUCUGGUAGAGAUUGCUUAGCAAUAAGUCCGCCUUUUGUAUCACUUCUCAUUAAUAUUUACUGUAUUUAUUUUUUAUUUUUUUAUUAUCAUUUAUUUUUAUACAACUUAGAAUGGCAAAUAAGCUGACGGUCCACCUGAUGGAAAGUGGUAACCGUCGCCUAUAGACACGAGCAGUACCAUGGACAUAACAGAGUAUACUGUUUCGUCCAUGAUACCCCCCAUGUGUUGCCAUUCCUGAGGGCUCAGGUGUUAUUCCUCUGUACCCUGUAAAUUCACGCCAUAUCCCACCCUUCAAACCGAAACACAGCCAUGCAAACACAACUGCUUCACGGUAGAAACACGAAUGGAACAGAGGCACCCAAGUAAUCGACUUUUGUACAAAGUCUCCCUCUGUAUUUUUUUACUUGGUGCAAUAAAUUGUAAAAUAAAUAAAUAUAUGACUGAGCGAUUUGUAUAAAAUGUUCAAUAAUUAUUUUCACAUUUCAAGCUUGCUCUUUGAGGAAACUUUGUGUACAUUUUAAUCUGUACUGUAUUUCACUUGAAUUGUUUAUAUUUCAUUGUUUAUUUUUAUGCUUUUUGAUGCAAUAAAGAAUUAAACAAAUAAAGUUAUUUAGUUUCCUAUUAACUAUCUCCAAAUCUAGUCGACACCAGAUACUUUGUGUAUCAAUUUACAUUUUUGUCUAAUUUUCCGAUGACGAAAAACAUAGGUAUUUAUUACCUGAAUUACUCGAGAGAAGGCAGGAAGCUCGCCCCGGCCAUGUUGAAUCCAAAUAUGCCCCGUGAAAUAUGGACAUGCCGAGUGUUUAGUGCACGCGUUGUCGGGUCACAAUCAUGAGCGUUAGUAACAAUCAGGAGAUUAAUCGCCCCCCCCCCCCCCUCCUAACAGUUAAUACCCUGUUAUAUUGCUGUAAUACUACAGUCGUGAGCAUUUAUUUUAUUUUUUGUACAACAUAUAUUAAUAGAUUGGGUAAAAAUAUUUUUCUACCGAGCGGGCGUCUGGCAACACUGGCUGAGGCACAGCUGUUUUCGGCAAUUCGGCAUUCAUCCAACCGCCUGAUUCUGAUACGAGCCAUAGUAGGGAAGGGCGAUACAUAUUAUCAUAUAGCUGUAACUUUAUUAUAUAAUUAUUGAUUUUCUUAUAAUAUAACAUUUAUUUCUAUUUAUUUGCAUGUCACACAGUAUAGAUUAAUUGUUACAGUAUAAUAAAAUAUAAGUAUAGUUACAGAUAAGCACGUAAAACAUCAUUUCCAAAGAGAAAAGCGUUCACAUUUAUUUAUAAGAAUUAGAUUUAUAUACUAUUAUCAUGCUUUACUUAUUUAUUGUAUUAUUACAUUUUAAAUCUUAUUACAAUUGCAUACGUCAUAUGUCAUACAAUUACAUAUUUAUUGUUAAAAAAAAUAUAUUUUAUAAUGUAUUUUAUUUGUAUUUAAAUUGUUGUAAUCUUGCGAAUAUAAAUUGUUUUUAAUUGUUAUAAUUAUAUUUCUAUUGCAAAAAGCAUGUAUUUUUAUUUAUAUUAUUAUAUUAGGAAUAAAUAUUUUAUUGUUUUAAC